Messenger RNA from Daldinia decipiens, 3690 nucleotides. RefSeq lists its product as uncharacterized. Gene Ontology annotation, molecular function: translation initiation factor activity; GTPase activity; GTP binding. The transcript has 4 exons. Bases 466 to 3669 code for a protein of 1067 amino acids. NCBI's taxonomy places the organism in Eukaryota, Fungi, Ascomycota, Sordariomycetes, Xylariales, Hypoxylaceae. The record is from RefSeq and is a predicted model, not a curated record.
CAUUACCUCUAUCUGCCUAGUCAAUUGAUUACCCCACUACAAAGAAGGCAAUAACGGCCCUAACCCUUCCUACAUCUUACGUUCUUCGCCGAUGGGAAAUCACGUUGCUUGUUGUAGAAAAAUAAAGAUUCCUUCUAGUUUGAUUUCACGUCUAUCGUGAAACGGCAUAACGGAUUCACAUUUCCCGCUAGUAAUUGCAUUCUUCCAACUAAUUCUGCUAGUUUGACACUUUUAGUCCUUGAGGUCCCGCAGGCAUAAAAAAUCACCCCUCGCUGUUUUGCAGCAGCGACCCCACCAUCUUUAAUCAACUCCAGUCAUAUUGAGGCGCACACAUCUUCACAUCCUCACGUACGACUCUAUUGACCAAAAAGAGGCUUGAGCAGUGCCUGAACAUAUCGGAUACAUUGUCUGUUCAAUAUUUAUAAUCCGUUAAUUUAUCUCUCCUCAAUUCAUCCGACCGCAAAUAUGCCGCCUAAGAAGAAGGGAAAUAAGAAGGGGGAUGACGACUGGGAGGCAGAAUUAGGCGAGUCGAUAGCACCUGCAAAUGGAGACGGCACUGCUUCUGCCGCCGCCGCCCCCGAAGAGAACAAUGAAGAAGACGCACCGGCAGGUGGCCUCAUGGCAAUGAUGAAGAAGAACAGAGAAAAAAGAAAGAAGAAGGGCCUGUCGGAGGAUUUUGUUGAUGGCGGCAAUGCCUCCACUACCGAGCCCGUACCUGAUGUGGCUGCUAAGGCCCCCGACGAAGCGACAAUGGAUGAUGAGUUUGCAUUGCCAGAAAAGAAGGGUAAGGGUGGAAAGCAGAACAAACAGCAGCCGGCAAAAUCCGCAGCGGCGGGUGCUGAUGAUGACGAGGUGGGAGAGGGUGGAAGAAUGUUAACUAAGGCCGAAAAGGAGAAGUUGAAGAAGGAGCGAGAAAAGCAAAGGAAAAGGGAACAGGCCGCGAAGAAGAAGACCACACCCGCUCCAGCCCCUAAAGCUGCCGAGCCUGCGAAGCCCGCGGUAGAAGAGAAGAAGGACACCCUCGAGGCUGAACAAGCAGCCGAAGCUGGAGGAAAGAAGGGCAAGAAGCUCCCUGCGCAUUUAUUGGCUCUCCAGAAACAACAGGAGGACCUACGACGGCAGCGAGAGGAGGCCGAGCGCCUUGCCAUCGAAGAGAAAGCUAGAUUAGAGGCACUCGAGCAGGAAGAAGCCGAAGCAAAUAAGCGAAGAGAAGAGGAGAAAGCUCGCAAAAAGCAGAAAGAAAAGGAGAAGAUCGAACAGCUAAAAAAGGAAGGCAAGUUCCUUACCAAGGCACAAAGAGAAGAGAAGGCCCGGAACGAGAGAAAACUUCAGCAGAUGAUUGCUGCUGGUAUUAAGGUCGGCCCUUCUGAAGAUGGCGAUGAAAAAAAGAAGAAGAUUGUCUAUGAUAAUAAGAAGCGUGGCAAGAAGAGCGACCAAAAGGUUGACGAGGAUAAAGUCUUAGCCGAAGCUGCAGAGCGCGCGAGGCAACAAGCCGAAGCUGCAGCAAAAGCAGCUGAAGAAAAGGCAGCUCGACAUGCUGCUAAAGCGGUAGUCAAAGCUGCUAAAGAAAAGGCAGCCCAAGAAGAGGAUGUCGACGAAGACUGGGAGACUGCUGCCGCUGCUGUUGAUGAGGACGUAAAGGAUAGCUGGGAUGCUGAAUCGGAUGGGGAAAACAAUGCAUCAGCACAUGCUGGGCAAAGAAAGCCGAUACCUUCCCGACCUAAACCUGUAUCAGAAGAUUCUGAUUCUUCGGAUGAAUCAUCCGAGGACGAAGUCCAGACAGCAGCACAGGCCGCAGAAGCUCAACGAAAGAAGGAAGCUGCUGAACGACGAGAGAAGGCCCAUCAAGCCGCCUUAGCUGCUAGAUCAAAGGAUAACCUCCGUUCUCCUAUUUGCUGUAUUCUGGGACACGUCGAUACAGGAAAGACGAAGUUGUUGGACAAGAUCAGACAGACCAAUGUCCAAGAAGGCGAAGCUGGUGGUAUUACUCAACAGAUUGGUGCGACAUAUUUCCCCGUCGACGCCAUCAAGCAGAAGACGGCCGUGGUCAAUCCGGACGGGAAAUUUGAAUUCAAGGUCCCCGGUCUAUUGAUUAUUGAUACCCCUGGCCACGAGUCUUUCUCUAAUCUCCGAUCCAGAGGAUCUUCGCUUUGUAACAUUGCCAUAUUGGUUGUUGACAUCAUGCAUGGCCUUGAGCCUCAGACACUCGAAUCCAUGAAACUACUCAGGGAUCGAAAGACGCCUUUCAUCGUUGCGCUCAACAAAAUCGAUCGUCUCUACGGCUGGAAGAAGGUUGACAACAAUGGCUUCCAAGAAAGUUUGGCGCUUCAGAACAAGGGUGUCCAAAACGAAUUCAAGAAUAGGUUGGAGCAAACAAAACUUGCAUUUGCUGAGCAGGGUUUCAACGCCGAACUCUACUACGAGAACAAGUCGAUGGCCCGAUUCGUAUCUCUGGUACCAACCUCGGCACACACUGGCGAGGGUAUUCCCGACAUGCUGAAGCUGAUCAUCCAGUUAACCCAAGAGAGGAUGGUGGGCUCCCUAAUGUAUCUAUCCGAAGUCCAGGCUACCGUUCUCGAAGUCAAGGCCAUUGAAGGAUUUGGUAUGACUAUUGAUGUUAUCCUGUCCAACGGUAUCCUUCGAGAAGGUGAUCGGAUAGUAGUGUGUGGUGUAGAGGGUGCCAUCACUACCAACAUUCGUGCACUGUUGACACCCGCUGUUAUGAAGGAACUGCGUGUAAAGUCUCAAUACGUGCACAACAAGGAAGUGAAGGCCGCUAUGGGUGUGAAGAUCAGUGCACCAGGCCUUGAGGGUGCCAUUGCAGGUUCGCGACUGCUCGUAGUUGGACCUGACGACGAUGAGGAAGAUCUUGAAGAGGAAGUCGAGUCGGAUCUUAACAAGCUGUUCAGCCGUGUUGCUACGACAGGUCGCGGUGUGAGCGUGCAAGCCUCAACACUAGGUUCACUCGAAGCUUUACUCGACUUCUUAAAAGAUUGCAAGAUUCCAGUAGCAAACGUUGGAAUCGGUCCUGUGUUCAAGCGAGACGUUGUCCAAUGCGCGACUAUGCUCGAGAAGAGUCCGGAUUACGCUGUUAUGCUUUGUUUUGAUGUGAAAAUUGACAAGGAAGCACAGGCAUAUGCAGAAGAAAAUGGCAUUAAGGUUUUUACCGCUGAUAUUAUCUACCAUCUCUUCGAUGCUUUCACAAAACACAUGGAUGAGCAGCUUGAAAAGAAGAAGGAGGAGUCUAAGAUGCUGGCAGUCUUCCCCUGCGUCCUCAACACCGUCGCUGUCUUCAAUAAGACAAGCCCUAUUGUUGUAGGCGUUGACGUGGUAGAUGGUAGCCUCAAGGUCAACACUCCAAUUGCUACCGUGAAGCAAAAUCCGAUAACUGGUGCCAGGGAGAUAAUCAGUCUAGGCAGAGUGACUUCAAUCGAGAGGGAUCACAAACAGAUUCCAGUCUGUAAGAAGGGUCAACCUUCAGUAGCUGUCAAGAUUGAGAUGGGUGGUCACCAGCCCACAUACGGCCGACAGCUCGAAGAGAAGGAUGUCCUCUACAGUUUGAUUUCUCGAGCCAGUAUCGACACUCUCAAGGAGUUCUACCGUAAGGAAGUAUCAAAUGAGGAAUGGCAACUCAUAAUCAAGCUCAAGCCUCUAUUUGACAUCAACUAGAGUGUACCUACUAGCAUCAAU